Exophiala dermatitidis NIH/UT8656 is the source of this 1248-nucleotide messenger RNA. RefSeq lists its product as uncharacterized. The record is from RefSeq and is a predicted model, not a curated record. The transcript is spliced from 2 exons. Bases 134 to 1051 code for a protein of 305 amino acids. Lineage: Eukaryota; Fungi; Ascomycota; Eurotiomycetes; Chaetothyriales; Herpotrichiellaceae.
GCCGGAUGUUGCUUUGACUACAGGUACGAGGUCCUUUGACUUAUCUUGUCAAUGCGCGCUGAUUGAUUUUCUAUAUCAAUAGCUUGGAAUAACUUCCUAGGUAUCUGGGAGCCCUUACCACGUGCAGGCCGCCAUGACCACUCGAAACAUCCUUGUCACUGGUGCGACCGGCAAACAAGGUGGUGCUGUCGUCCGCGCCCUUCUUGAUCAUCCGCCUCCCUUUGAUUAUCAAAUCCUAGCCGUGACCCGCAAAUCUACGUCUGCCUCUGCAAGGUCGCUUGCCUCCAAUCCCAAGGUCACCAUCAUCGAGGGCAGUCUCAAUGAUCCAGAGUCAAUCUUUAAGAAAGCGGGCGGAAUUGGUGCUGUCUGGGGAGUGUUUUGCGUCACUAUCCCAUCCUUCAAGAAAGAGGUGGAGGACGCGGAAGUAACGCAAGGAAACGGUCUGGUGGAUGCUGCUGUGGCGCACGACGUCAAACAUUUCGUCUACACGUCUGUCGAUCGAGGCGGUCCUGAUCAAUCCGAUGUGUAUGCUACAGAUAUUCCGCACUUUGUUUCCAAGUACAAUGUCGAAAAGCACCUCAGAGAGAAAGCGAGAGGCACGGGCAUGUCAUACACGAUGCUAAGACCGGUGGCUUUCAUGGACAACCUGACUCCCAAUUUGCCGGGAAGAAUAUUUGCGACGAUGUGGGCGUCCCUGGGGGACAAACCUCUUCAAAUGGUGGCUAGCAAGGAUAUUGGUAUCUUUGCUGCACAGGCCUUUGCGGCGUCGGAAAAGGAAGAAUACCACAACAAAGCCAUCAGCAUCGCUGGCGACGAGCUCACCCAAGCCAGAGCCAACGAGAUCUUUUGGACAGUGUUGGGUCGCCCCAUGCCUCGAUCAUACAACUUCAUGGCCACUCUCCUGAAGAAGAUGAUUCCUGAAAUGGCGAAAAUGUUCCAAUGGUUUGCUGACCAGGGUUAUGGCUGCGAUAUCUUCUACUGUCGCCAAUUGAACAAAGACAUGCUUGAUUUUGAAACUUGGCUACGGGAGGAGAGUGGGUUUAAGCGCUAACAUAUGGAAAGUCAUAUGAUGUCCAGAGUUUGGAGCUUCGGAAUGCGGCAGGGUCUUGCAAGGGAUUCUUUUGAAGGGUACGAAAAUUGGAUGUGCUAUAUUUCUCACAUUUCAGUGGGCUCUAAUCGAAUUGGACUUGGUGCGGAAUUCGGAAUCACCCGGUGAAUCUUCAACUCAAUUAAUUCACUUCGUUCCAG